Seriola dumerili (greater amberjack) is the source of this 1866-nucleotide messenger RNA. Its product is annotated as Fc receptor-like protein 5. The transcript has 11 exons. NCBI's taxonomy places the organism in Eukaryota, Metazoa, Chordata, Actinopteri, Carangiformes, Carangidae. Bases 24 to 1634 code for a protein of 536 amino acids. Gene Ontology annotation, biological process: cell surface receptor signaling pathway. Gene Ontology annotation, molecular function: cell adhesion molecule binding; transmembrane signaling receptor activity. The record is from RefSeq and is a predicted model, not a curated record. Gene Ontology annotation, cellular component: cell-cell junction.
CAUGGAUUCACACAUGCACACACAUGCUGAAACACACACCUACAACCAAGCUAGAGAAACCAUGUCAAAGACCAAUACAUAGCACUGUUAUGAAGAAUCGACAGACUCUUAAUUUGUUGCCAAUUCUGGCUCUGGCAAGUUUGUUCAUCAAGAUAAGUGGAUCAGUCUCUCUCCGCCCGGUACUGACUGGCCCUGACAUGGCCUACCUUGGCUCGAGGGUGGCUUUCCGGUGUAUUGCAUCUAACUCCUCUACGCCAGUCACCUACGACCUGAUGCGGGACGGUGAUGUCCUGAUCGCCACAUACCAAGCCCAAGGGGACCAACCUGCACCCUUCUACCUGAAGGUCUCUGCAACAACAGAGGCGUCAUACCACUGCAGGGCGACAUCCGGAGCGGAAACAGGAGUCAGCAACAUCAUCAAGCUGAGUGUAGUCAUUCCACCAUCAAAUACCAGAGUGACCUCUGAACCCUCCCCUCCAGUCGCAUUCGAGGGAUCACGCAUUGUCCUGAGCUGCAACGUCAUAAAGGGUUCCCACCUGUCCUACACCUGGUUACUCAACAGGAAGGAAAUAACCCCCUCAACCUCUCCCUUUGUCCACCUCACUGGAAACAAGCUAUUGAUGGAGAACGUGACUCCAGAGCACACUGGGCAAUAUUCUUGCAUGGCGUGGUCCAUGGUCCAGGACAUCAGGAGGUUUUCAAGCAGCAGAGAGCUCCAGGUGACAGUCAAAGUUUAUGUAUCAAAGCCAAAGAUCUCUUUCUCCAUCUCCAAAGAUGGAGCUGGUUACCAUGGCAACGUUACCUGCUGGUCAACAAGAGGGAGUCAUCCGGUCAACAUCUCUCUUUUGGUAGAUGACAAAGAAGUUGGAUCCAUCACAGCAACUGACUCCCUCACUGCCUGGUUUCUUGUUGCCAUGGAACCGGGGCUGGAUAUGGGCGUGGCGCAAUGUCGGAUGAAAACUGAGGUGCAGGAGUUGAUGAGUGAACCUGUGACUCUGGAAGUGGUCCCAGUUGGAGGUGAUGUGAAAGUGGAGGUGGAAUAUUUCUACAGAGCUGACUCCAAGCUGGCCGCCGCCAGGCUGAGCUGUCAGGUCAGCAGAGGAACUUUCCCUUACAUCUCCUGGUUCUUGAAUGACUCUGCUCUCCCCUCCGAGACACACGUGGAGUCCCACCUUCAACCCGUCCUGCCUCACGUCGCCCUCACUGGCCAAAGACGAACCCUUGUCCUAACUAAACUUGGCCCAGAGGAGUCUGGGUAUUACCACUGCAGGGUCAGGGACAGCUACGAUGACUCCGGGCCCUGGGUGGAGAGUGCAGCCGUGCUGGUCCAAGUCACAGACAGGAUCCUUAACUCCAUGCCUCGAACAACAUCUUCCACUGAAACACCACUAAGAUUUUUUAUGACCACAAUCGAGAUUAUCACCAUAGCCUUCUGCUGUUUUCUUAUGCUGAUGAUGGCAGUGUGCAGUGGCUGUGUUUACAGGAUGUUCGACCACAACCAAGCUCAUGCCCACGUUGCUAUGACAAAUUCUGAUGCCCUGCCUCUGUCUGAACCCCAAUCCCCGUCAGGAGGGAAGCAGGCUUCUUCUACAGACUGUGACGUCCCGAGUCGGACCACAGAGACCACAGUAUGAGACAUGAGGAAGAUUGUCAUCUCCUCUUCAUCAAAUUGACAUUAUUUCAUUUAAAUUUGCAGCUUUUUAGUUUUUGUUCUGCAGGUACUUCAUUUAUUACUUUUCCUGACCUGCCAAGUUACUUAUAAGAAACUGGUGGAACAUUCAGUUAAAAAGAGUGAGAGAUUAUAUUUUUCAGCAAAACUACUGUUUACUGUCAUAUUUUUCCAAAUAAAAAUUAAAUGUUAUCAAA